UGGAAUCAACGUCAGUCAACGAGAUCAUUAAUCAAUGGGCACUUGCAAUCGACUUGAGACACCCAGAAGCAAAAAAGCCUAUCGUAGAUGAUGCCGGUCACCGAGAGUAGAAAAAAACCUCCUCCUUCGAAGCUCACACGGUCUAGAAUACGAAGCUAUUAUUCUGUUGGCGGCGGACGGUCCCUCACAUAUAUGAACAUUGGAGUGAACUACUGACAUGACCAUCUGCCUCUCAUUUGUUGCUUGAUAGUUGGCCAUCUCGCACUGCGGAGCACUCUUCAGCUCCCACUUCACGCACACACAGACACCCACACCCACUCACACACACACAAACUAUGUCUCCUCAGUUGCAAGUCUAGAACAGUGCCGGAAAUGCAGAGCGUGUGAGUGAGUAUGUGAGCAAGAGCCAGGCCUGAGGACGUGAAAUUACCAGUUUGUGUCGCUGAGUUUGCAGAGAAAUCAUGGGCAGGCCACAGAGAUACCGAGGGGUGCGCCAAAGGCACUGGGGAUCGUGGGUCUCCGAGAUUCGCCACCCGCUUCUCAAAACGAGGGUAUGGUUGGGAACAUUCGAGACCGCCGAGGACGCGGCCCACGCGUACGACGAGGCAGCGAGGCUAAUGUGCGGCGCGAGAGCUCGCACCAAUUUCCCCUACGACCCAAACGCACCCAAAGGCCUGAACUCGCAGAUGCUGUCAGCCACGUUGAGCGCGAAGCUGCAACGGUGGUACGUGCAGUCGCAGCAACGCGGUGGUGCGCAAGGGAAGACGAAAGACGCGCGCAUGACACAGUCGCUCACUUGCCUGUGCCUCGACGCGGAGCAAUCCAACCUCGGGAUAUGGCAAAAGAAGACGGGGAAGCAAGCGGAGGCCAACUGGGUAAGGAAAGUGCAAUUCCGCGACAAUGCCUCCCUCCAUGCCGAUUCACCGCAACCGGAAAAUUCCAGCGGGAGUUCCAUGUCGGAGGAGGACAAGUUCGCUGCCGAAAUGAUCGAAGAGCUCCUGGGCCACAGUCCCGGCCAAUUCUCCGACUUCGGCUCGCCGGCUUUGUCUGAUUCCAGCUGUAGCAGCAGUCCUUGCUCGGGCAUCACCGCUGCCUCCAAGUGGGACGUCUCUCUCUCGCAUUUCGAUUGCAUUUCGUCUUGAAGGAAAGAGCGUUUAUUGAUCUGCUGGAGAGGAAUGGCGCACACGAAGGACGACUGGAGUCCUCGGUCGAUCCUCCACCCACCAUGAGUUUCAUGAAACCUUUCAUGUGAUCCUGCCUCGGGAUUUUUUUUUUGCAAUUUGCCAACAUUGCCAACAGUCGUUCAUUACAUCCGGUUGCGUGGUAACCCAGAAGUAGGUAAAAAGUAGAACUCUCACUCUCUCUCUCUCUCUCUCUCUCUCGCACUCUCUUUCUAAUGUAGCUCGUAAUCUGUUUCCACCUCCAGUUCCAUGAGGUAGUAGAGGAACAGGACGAAGAUGAGCAAGUAGCAAAGAGUUUUACGCGAGGGUGGUGGUGAAAUACUAGGAGAUGUUAGUACGUUUUGGUGACUGUCGAUACAAAAGGGAGUCCUCUAGCACGGAGUGUGCACUCCUUGUUUAGACGUGACUCGGAUGCGUUGCUGCGAUGUAUACAUAGAUGCGGCAUCUGUCCCAAUCAAACUCAGAAAAAACCUCAAAUAUCAACCUGUAAUGUAGAAGUUGAAUGUUUCUUCUUCUUCUUUUUCUCCCCCA
Messenger RNA from Physcomitrium patens, 1712 nucleotides. Its product is annotated as ethylene-responsive transcription factor SHINE 2. NCBI's taxonomy places the organism in Eukaryota, Viridiplantae, Streptophyta, Bryopsida, Funariales, Funariaceae. Gene Ontology annotation, biological process: regulation of DNA-templated transcription. The record is from RefSeq and is a predicted model, not a curated record. Gene Ontology annotation, molecular function: DNA binding; DNA-binding transcription factor activity.